AUGCCUGGAGGCAAAACUGGUGGCUGUAGAGGUGAAACUGGUUGCGAAACUGGUGGCACGACUGGUGAAAUCGGGGGCGAGGCACGCGGAGGGGAAGUUGGCGGGGAUGUUGGUGGACUUGAGGGGGUUGUUGGCGGCGGGGAUGUUGGUGGAUUUGAGGGGGCUGUUGGCGGCGGGGAUGUUGGAGGACUUGAGGGAGUUGUUGGCGGCGGGGAUGUUGGAGGACUUGAGGGGGUUGUUGGCGGCGGGGAUGUUGGUGGACUUGAGGGGGCCGUUGGCGGCGGGGAUGUUGGUGGAUUUGAGGGGGCCGUUGGCGGCGGGGAUGUUGGUGGUUUUGAGGGGGCCGUUGGCGGCGGGGAUGUUGGUGGAUUUGAGGGGGCCGUUGGCGGCGGGGAUGUUGGUGGUUUUGAGGGGGCCGUUGGCGGCGGGGAUGUUGGUGGAUUUGAGGGGGCCGUUGGCGGCGGGGAUGUUGGUGGUUUUGAGGGGGCCGUUGGUGGCGGGGAUGUUGGUGGUUUUGAGGGGGUUGUUGGUGGGGAUGAUGGUGGGGUAGUUGGUGGAGGAGGAGAUGGAGCAGGAGGUUUGGAGAUAGGAGGUGGCGGUGGAGGUCUCUGGCACUUGUGGCCUAUGCAGAGCUCGCCAGAGAACUCAUCGGCGAAGGCAGGAUUGAGAUGA
Molecule: messenger RNA, 672 nt
Organism: Vitis vinifera (wine grape)
Lineage: Eukaryota; Viridiplantae; Streptophyta; Magnoliopsida; Vitales; Vitaceae
Product: glycine-rich cell wall structural protein-like
Exons: 1
Coding region: 1-672 (223 amino acids)
Source: RefSeq, a predicted model, not a curated record